AUGGGCGGAAGGAAUAUCACAGAGGUGUCUGACUUCAUCCUCAUGGGACUGACAGACUCUGAAGAGAUCCGGCUGGUCCUCUUCACCUUAUUUCUCCUGAUGUACCUGAUUACUGUGCUGGGCAAUGCAGGAAUGGUGUUGAUAAUCUUCCUGGAUCUUCAGCUUCACAGCCCCAUGUAUUUUUUCCUCAUUCACCUGUCAUUUCUUGACCUUAGUUUCUCAACUGCCGUCACCCCUAAAGCUUCAGACAACUUACUGACUUCCAACAGGUGCAUUUCCUACCUGAACUGUUUCCUCCAGAUGAACUGUUUUGUCUUCGUGGGGGUCACUGAGUGUGUUCUCUCCUCCAUGGCCUAUGACUGCUAUGCAGCCAUCUGCAAGCCUCUGCGUUACCCAGCGAUCAUGUCCACCAGACGCUGCUGCUCUCUGGUCUUCAGAUCCUUCUUGACUGGCCUCAUGGACACCUUUGUCACUCUGCUUUGCAUGAGUAAAUUGCAUUUCUGUGACUCUACUGUCAUCUGUCACUUCUGUGAUGCACCCCCAGGUUUAGCCCUGUCCUGCGCUGACACACAUGAUAUUGAAAUCAUGAUAUCCAUUUUUGCUGUCUCCACCCUGGUGGUGUCUCUUAUUACAGUAUCUGUGUCCUAUGUGUCCAUCCUGUCCACUAUCCUGAAAAUCACUUCCACUUCAGGGAAGCAGAAAGCCUUCUCUACUUGUGCCUCCCAUCUCCUGUCAGCCACCAUCUUCUAUGGCACUACGAUUUUUACUUAUGUAAAACCAAGUCAGUCCUACUCUUUAAGUGGUUUCUGUUUUUUAUAG
Molecule: messenger RNA, 819 nt
Organism: Budorcas taxicolor (takin)
Lineage: Eukaryota; Metazoa; Chordata; Mammalia; Artiodactyla; Bovidae
Product: olfactory receptor 8H1-like
Exons: 1
Coding region: 1-819 (272 amino acids)
Biological process (GO): sensory perception of smell; G protein-coupled receptor signaling pathway
Cellular component (GO): membrane
Molecular function (GO): G protein-coupled receptor activity; olfactory receptor activity; odorant binding
Source: RefSeq, a predicted model, not a curated record